AAAUGGAGCCUCUCACAACUACUUAUCCUCUGAAAUAUUCAGUGCCCAAAGCCAGGGUCUUUGUUGUCUUUCUGUCAAUGGUUUUGUGUACCGCCAUUCUCUGCCUGCUGCAACUCAGAUUUUUUAAACCUAAAAUCAAAGAUUUUUAUUCUUUCGAGGUCAAGGAUUCACGAGGAAGGAUCGUUUCCUUGGAGAAGUACAGAGGGAAAGCAACUUUGGUUGUAAACGUGGCCAGUUACUGCCAACACACAGACAAAAACUACAUCGCACUGCAAGAACUACACAGAGAAUUUGGCCCCUCCCACUUCACUGUGCUGGCUUUUCCCUGCAACCAGUUCGGAGAAUCAGAGCCUAGUUCAAGCCAGGAAAUAGAAUCUUUUGCCAAAGGAAACUAUGGAGUAACCUUCCCUGUUUUCCACAAAAUCAAGAUCCUAGGAUCAGAAGCAGAGCCUGCCUUUAAAUUUCUAAUAGAUUCUUCAAAGAAAGAGCCUCGAUGGAAUUUCUGGAAGUACCUUGUCAGCCCUGAGGGUAAAGUUGUAAAAUUCUGGAGACCUGAAGAGCCCAUAGAAAGUAUCAAGCCAGAAGUAGCAUCAUUAAUCAGGCAGAUUAUCAUGAAAAAAAGAGAAGACCUCUGAAAAAGCCAUUCAUGCUGUAAAUCCAUUCAAUAGCAUGGGUACACAGCCUUACUACAUUCCUGGGAAAUGCUGCUAGAAGCUAAAACAUCAGUGAUUUUACUUCUCUUUGGUGUUAGUAUUUUCAGCUAUACUAUGUCUACUAAUGUUGGAUUGGCUCCUGCAACAGCCUUGAGAACCACUGAGGUU
Haliaeetus leucocephalus (bald eagle) is the source of this 821-nucleotide messenger RNA. RefSeq names its product glutathione peroxidase 8 (putative) (gene GPX8). Gene Ontology annotation, molecular function: glutathione peroxidase activity. The record is from RefSeq and is a predicted model, not a curated record. Bases 3 to 635 code for a protein of 210 amino acids. Lineage: Eukaryota; Metazoa; Chordata; Aves; Accipitriformes; Accipitridae. The transcript has 3 exons. Gene Ontology annotation, biological process: response to oxidative stress.